This is a messenger RNA of Tetrahymena thermophila SB210, 702 nucleotides long. RefSeq names its product transmembrane protein, putative. The record is from RefSeq and is a predicted model, not a curated record. The transcript has 3 exons. Lineage: Eukaryota; Ciliophora; Oligohymenophorea; Hymenostomatida; Tetrahymenidae.
AUGUAAAAUAUAAUAUCCUUGAAAAUUCAUUUCUAUUAAGAUAAAUUUAAUAUAAUAUAUAGUAUCUUUUAAAAUUAAUUUCUAUUAAGAUUUUAUCUUUCAAAAUAUCAAACUUGUCAGUUUAUUUGUUUAUUUUAUAACUUAAAAAAAUUUUAAAAAAUAUAAAAUUUCAUUUUUAAAUAAUUAUUUUUUUUAUUAAAUUAAGAUAAAUUAAAUAAUAUCACUUUUAGAAUUAGUUUCUAUUAAGAUUUUUAUUAUUUUUAAUGUGUUUUGAUUUUUCUAUCUUAUAUAAUUUACUAUUUAACUUUACGAAAACAAUCAUUCAAUGAAAAUUAAAAAGUUAGAAAUAAUUAAUAAUAUUUAAUAACUAAAUCAAAUUUUUAAAACGAACGAACAAUUAUUUCCAUAUUAAAUCAAGAUAAAUUUAAUUUUAUAAAUAAAUAAAUAAAUACCAUUUAAAGUUAGUUUCUAUUAAGGUUAUAUAAUAUUCAAUUUUUUAUUUAAUUAAUAGAUCUAUUAGUAUAUUUAGUAAUAUUAACUAUUUUAUUAAAUACUAAUAUAAUCAAUUAACUAAAAAUAAAACAAAAAAAUAAAAUAAAUGUUAAUCUCAAAAUAAUAUUUUAAUAAUUGGUUAAAUUUUGUUUCAUCAAAAUUAGAUCACCUAUAAGAAAUUAACUUAAAUAUUAGGGGUAAAAAAAUUGA